UGGGGGCGGGCGGGCGGCCGUUGGAGGCGGAGGCGGCCCAGCUGAGGGGCGGCUGUGCUCACUCGCUCCUUCACUCCCUUGCGCUGACAGGCAGCAGGCCGGAGCCCGGGACAAGGCCGGGAAGUUUGCGGCGGAGCCAGGCAUGAAGCGGCACUGAGGCGGAGCCGAGCCGAGCCGAGCCUCCGCGCCCGAGGAGAAGGAGGCGCCGCCGCUGCCGCCGCUGCUAGUCCCCGGCCACGCCGAUGACUACUGCAAACUGCGGCGCCCACGACGACUUGGACUUCAAGCUCAUCUUCGGGGAGGACGGGCCGCCGCCGCCGCCCCCGCCCCCGGGGCCCGCAGAUACUGAACCAGCUGAGUGUGCAUCCAUUUACAUCUUUAAUGUAGAUCAACCUCCAUCAACUGUAAACCAGCCAAUUUGCAUUCCUCACCAUGGAUUACAGUCUCAUACCUCAGUUUUGUCACCACCUCUUCAGCUGCAGAGUCACAAAAACUAUGAAGGAAUUUGUGAGAUUCCUGAAUCUAAGUAUAGUCCACUAGGUGGUCCCAAACCUUUUGAAUGCCCUAGUAUUCAAAUUACAUCCAUUUCUCCCAACUGUCAUCAAGGAAUAGAUGCUCAUGAAGAUGAACUGCACACAAAUGGCUCUGAAGGCGAUUAUUUGGAAAGACCUUCUAGGGAUCAUCUAUAUCUUCCUCUUGAACCAUCAUACAGAGACUCCUCCCUUAGUCCAAGCCCAGCCAGCAGCAUUUCUUCCAGAAGCUGGUUCUCAGAUGCUUCUUCUUGUGAGUCUAUCUCUCAUGUUUAUGAUGAUGUAGAGUCUGAGCUCAAUGAAGCUGCUGCCCGAUUUACACUUGGGUCUCCUUUAGCUUCUCCCGGUGGUUCUCCAAGAGGUUGUCCUGGUGACGAAUCUUGGCAACAACAGUACGGAUUUGGAAACUCAUUAUCACCUAGGCAAUCUCCUUGUCAUUCUCCUAGAACUAGUAUCACUGAUGAAAAUUGGCUUAGCCCUAGACCAACAUCCAGGCCUUCAUCAAGACCUACCUCUCCAUGUGGGAAACGAAGACACUCCAGUGCUGAGAUUUGUUAUGCUGGUUCACUCUCACCUCAUCAUUCACCAACCCACUCUCCUGGUCACUCUCCCAGGGGAAGUAUAACAGAAGACACAUGGCUAAAUACUUCUCUCCAUGGUGUGCAAACUCUGAGUCCUGCACACUUUUCAUUUCAGUGCUGUGCAGAGACUGAUAUCCCUCUGAAAACAAGAAAGACUUCUGAGGAUCAAACUGCCACCUUACCAGGAAAAAUAGAUGUCUGUUCAGAUGACCAAGGAAAUUUAUUACCAUCCCUAGAAAAUACUAUAGAUGAUAGUCCUGGGUCUCAGCAUCCUUUAAAGAAAGAUUUGUCUAGUGACCAAUUUCUUUCAGUUCCUUCGCACUUUACCUGGAAUAAACCAAAGCCUGGCCAUACCCCUAUAUUUCGCACAUCCUCAUUGCCUCCUCUAGAUUGGCCAUUACCAACUCAUUUUGGACAAUGUGAACUGAAAAUAGAAGUACAACCCAAAACACAUCAUCGAGCCCACUAUGAAACUGAAGGUAGUCGGGGUGCAGUAAAAGCAUCUACUGGAGGACAUCCUGUUGUGAAGCUUCUGGGCUAUAAUGAAAAACCAAUAAAUCUACAAAUGUUCAUUGGAACAGCAGAUGAUCGCUACCUAAGACCACAUGCAUUCUAUCAGGUGCACCGAAUCACUGGGAAGACUGUUGCUACUGCUAGCCAAGAAAUAAUAAUUGCGAGCACAAAAGUUUUAGAAAUUCCACUUCUUCCUGAAAACAAUAUGUCGGCCAGUAUUGACUGUGCAGGUAUUUUAAAACUUCGCAAUUCAGAUAUAGAACUUCGAAAAGGAGAAACUGAUAUUGGCAGAAAGAAUACUAGAGUGCGCCUUGUCUUUCGUGUACACAUCCCCCAGCCUAGUGGAAAAGUCUUGUCUCUACAGACUGCUUCCAUACCUGUUGAAUGCUCACAGCGAUCUGCUCAAGAACUUCCUCAGAUUGAAAAGUACAGUAUCAACAGUUGUCCAGUAAAUGGAGGUCAUGAAAUGGUGGUGACUGGAUCAAAUUUUCUUCCAGAAUCCAAAAUUAUCUUUAUUGAAAAAGGCCAAGAUGGCCGUCCUCAGUGGGAAGUAGAAGGAAAAAUAAUUAGGGAAAAGUGUCAAGGGGCAAACAUUGUCCUUGAAGUUCCUCCAUACCAUAACAGAACAGUUAAAGCUGCAGUGCAGGUGCAGUUUUAUCUUUGUAAUGGCAAGAGGAAAAAAAGCCAAUCUCAACGUUUUACUUACACGCCAGUUUUGAUGAAACAGGAGCAUAGAGAUGAAAUGGAUUUGUCUUCAGUUCCAUCUUUGUCUGUGCCUCCGAGUGGCAGUGUUCAAGCCCUGCAUACUGUACGGACACCAUCACCUUCCUCAGAUCCAGGGCAGCCACAUGACAGUUUAUUGCCUAGAAGUCUUGUUUGUCCUGUCCAACAACCAUAUACAUCAAUGGUGACCCCCUCAGCAUCCCAUCUGUCCCAUAUGCAAAGUAGGAACAUCAGUCCUGGUGAAGAAUGUCAUGUGAUGCCUUCUGUGCUACAUCAGUCUUUUCAAGCCACAUCAGCACCUCCUGUGAGGUCUUCCUACCAGCCUAUGCAAACUAAUGUUAUGUACAAUGGACAGACUUGUCUUCCCGUUAAUGCUGCCACCAGUCAAGGAUUUGAUGCAAAUUCAUUUCAACAGGACACAGCUGUACCCAAUUUAAUAAAUCUUAGCUGUCAACCUCUGCCACAAAUACAAUUUGAUUCUUCAAAUUCGGGGUCACUGUCGUCAUCUGCUACAGGAGCAGGACAUCCCUUAGUACACACAACUCAUUCAGGACAGUCAUUGCCUCACCUGCAGCCAGUGGUAUACCAUUGUUCAAAUGUGGGACAGGGUCCUGUUACUUCUCCAGCAAGCCAGUCCUUAGGACAGCCUUCUCCUCAGUUACAGCCAGGAGCGUACCAUACUUCAAACCCUGGGUCUACUACAACUUCCUCACCAACAGCCUCUCAUCCCUUGGUCCAUUCACCACUAUCUGGACCCCCAUCUCCUCAGUUACAGCCUAUGCCUUAUCAGUCUCCAAGCUCAGGACCUGCUUCAUCCCCGUCUCCAACAACCAUGGCUCACUCUGGACAACCCUCACCUCAAGCACACAGUCCUGGAGUGGGAGGUAUUUCUGUAUCUUCAAUAGUAUGUCAGCAGAGAUGUGAUUCAUCUUCAUUUUCACCUGAUGGAGCAGCUGUGAACAUUAAACCUGAACCUGAAGAUCAGGAAUUGAAUUUUGAAACCAUUGGUCUCCAGGAUAUCACAUUAGAUGAUGACCAUUUUAUUUCUGACUUGGAAUACCAGCCAUCAGGUUCAGCCAAGAAAUGGAUUCAACACAGUCAGCUCUCAUAUCCAACUCCUUUCUGGAGAACGUAGAAGGUAAAUGAAAUCAUAGGAAGAGAUAUGUCCCAGAUAUCAGUUUCACGAGGAACAUCAGUGACAAUUCAGCCUCCGUCAUGAGAUCCCAGAUUCACUGGAUUCAAGAAUAUCAGAUGGAGUCUAGAAAUGGUGACCCUUGCAACUAGAUGUUCACUUCCCUGAAUAACUCUUUGUCUACCAUUUCUUCUUUGACCUAUUGUGCUUCCAAUUCUGUGGCCUUCAUGAACUGGAAACUGUGUUCUUUGCAUUGCCCCUUUUGUGGGUGCCAUUUUUUGACAUAGGGACAGCAUUUCUAAAUCUUGGACAGUGUACAAAUGAACUUUGUAAAAACCAAGAAACAUAGGAUAUUUGUGCUAUUUAAAAGUGAGCUUUGCUUUUUCUGCAUUUAAAGAGAAUACUUUUAUAUCAGGGGUGCUUUAAAAGUGUGAAGGUGUGCUCUGAUAAUCCCAGCCUGCCCUGAAUUUGAGGAAAGAUCUAAUCCACCUUCUUUAUGCAGCUUUUUUUAGGCAAGCUUCAUAGAAUAGUUAGGAAUGGUUCCUAUUGCUUCUUAUCAUUAGAAAGGCCUUCCAGCUUUGAUGUUUUAAAAAGAGAACCAGGGGCAGAGAGACCCACCAGCCGAAGCCUCUGCACAAAAAUGACGUCUUGGGGAUGUUGUAGAUCGAUAGGAAGUAAAGCAAACUGUAGCUCUGCACUUCUUUAUAAAUGUUAUUUGAAGAAUUGAGAAGAGCCCAUUCCAUCAUUGCAAGUGUUGGGAUAGAAAUGACAUUCCAAAAUGCAAAUUUUUGAUAACUUUAAGGUAAUCUUCUCAUACAGCUUUCAUACCGAAAUUGAGAGUCCUCACUCAGAGUCCUGUGUAAAAGUUGGGAUUCUAAAUGAAAUUUCUCCUUCACAGCUUUUUCUUAGAGAAAAUAGGAAAACAUUUGCAGAAGCUUUAUUCUUGCUAAAAUUCUUCUUUGUAAUCCUUUUCAGAGACUCUAGCUUUCUCUAAGCGAGGCUCAAAGAAACUCUGAUGUUUGGUUUUAGGAGUUUCCUGCUAUUGACUUCAGUCUUCUCCCUUUUAAGAAUCUAUCGGCUGUCGGGAUGAGUGUACCUUUGAAAAGUUAUAGUGGUAAGAGCAUAGAAAACAUGAGAAUAUCGAGUUAAGAACUGUUUUUAAUUAAAUAGGUCAACUAAUUGCCUCCUAGAAGAAUUUAAAAUUUGUUGAGCUGGUAUUACAUAGGCCAGGGCCUGCCUGCCACACGUUUGAAAAUGGGUUUCUUUCUAUAAUCUGAAUUAAUUCCAACAUUACUACCAUCUAUGUUAAUGGCUUAAAUUUUUUUUUUAAUCUAAGGGGCUUUUUGUUUGGGGUGCUGAGGGUUCUUUGUAAACUUCAUCCUUGAUAGAAUAAACCAUGAUUUUGUAAAGCUAGUUUUAGCCAAGUUGGGACUCGGUUGUUCCUGAGGAAUUUAAUUGCUGUGGAACGUAGGGUGAGUUUUUUCCCCACUGUUAAAUACAGCUUUACCCAGGAAUAUUAUUUCUCCUAUGGCUGACUUCUUUUUGGAGUGAUUACCACUAAUAAUUGAACAAGAACUUGCUACCGAGUGUACAUUGAGAUAUAGACAAUAUUCCUGGGAUUGAAUCUUAAGUGUCCUCAGGUAUUCCCCUCAAUUCCCUUCAGGAUAAAGAAGUUUGUUUUUAAAAAGCAUUUGCCAGUGGUAUUCUUUAGAAUGGGUUUGCUCUUCAAGAAAAUACUGCCACUUAUGAAUUGUCAUCACAGUUGAUCCACGCUCAUCAUUAUGGAGACUUUUAAAAGUCUUUUUUGUAAUUUCAAGAGUGGGUUUGCUUUUUUGAUGAAUACUAUUCACCUUUUCACGUGAAAGUCACUUAAGAGGGACAUCCCUUUAGCUUUGCCUGAGCUGCCCCUACAUAGCAUAGUCAUGUUUUUUUGUUUCCUGAAGCUACUUUCCUCACCUAUUGUUGGCAAGUUUCAUAACUGUGAAUAAUCUGUCUUGAAGGACCUGUAGUGGGGAAUCUGCAUGAGUAAGGAGUUUAAUGCUCUCAGUGUAGAGUAUCUAGAGCUCCCAAACCCAGAAAGUUGCUGGGGACCUUCUCAGUUAGAAUCACUGUAGUAAUCCUUAGUGGGGCUCUGCAGUAGGUCAGUGUGAAAGCCUGUACAAUCCCAAGUUGCUAUGCACUAAACUAAAUUUCCUGAUGCCUUUAAAUACCUUGAUGCCUGUAGACCUAGAAAUGCUUUCCUAUAUAAAAAAAUGCUUUGGAUAUGUAAACAGUUUUGUAUCUGCCUUUUAAGAGCUUCAGUAUAAAGGGUCUUAAUAUUUUUCUGGCUUGUAUCCUAAAGACUGUUAAAAAACAAACAAAAAACUAUGUGCAAUGUAAUGGUCUAAAAAGCACACGACCCUCCAUUGUUGGGCUAUGCAAAUGGUGCAAAUGGAAGUCUUCACAGAAUCCACAGGAGGGGAGGUGGCAAGGCUUGGGCGAGUCUGGGAGACAGGAUACACUAGCCACCCAGGUGGGAGGGAGGGGGGACAGGACUAAAUUAGGAAGCCCAUGGGAUUUCUGUGCAUUCGAUAAGUGGGCUGCGAGCAAUUUUCCGAAAAACAAAUCCCCGAAGUGUCCAUUAGCUUUCUCCUGGUAACCUGACCAGGUCGGUGGGACUCCUUGGCAAACCAAAGAGAAAAAGGGACUAAGGGCUGAGCCCGACCCGUGCUUUGAAACUAUUUUUGAUAAUUCAGAAUGGACGUCAUUCCUUGAGGCUUAGAGAUGGGUCCGCAAUCUUUUAUAUUUAAAGAUUCAUAAACUGUGCUAGAUUAUGUUUACAGAGCUACGUAACAUUGUAAUUUCAUGUACAUUUUGUAUUUCAAACAUUUUGUAAGUUUUAUGAUUGCAGUGCUACUUGCAUAAAAUAAAGGGAAGAAUUAGUAUUUGAGGCUUUUCAAUCAUAGUGCUGAAAUAAAUGAUGAAAGAUCAAA
Sarcophilus harrisii (Tasmanian devil) is the source of this 6451-nucleotide messenger RNA. It is a transcript of the gene NFATC3, whose product is annotated as nuclear factor of activated T cells 3. The transcript has 11 exons. Lineage: Eukaryota; Metazoa; Chordata; Mammalia; Dasyuromorphia; Dasyuridae. Gene Ontology annotation, biological process: regulation of transcription by RNA polymerase II; calcineurin-NFAT signaling cascade; cytokine production. Bases 243 to 3482 code for a protein of 1079 amino acids. Gene Ontology annotation, molecular function: transcription factor binding; RNA polymerase II cis-regulatory region sequence-specific DNA binding; DNA-binding transcription factor activity, RNA polymerase II-specific. The record is from RefSeq and is a predicted model, not a curated record. Gene Ontology annotation, cellular component: transcription regulator complex.